Molecule: messenger RNA, 5469 nt
Organism: Sciurus carolinensis (gray squirrel)
Lineage: Eukaryota; Metazoa; Chordata; Mammalia; Rodentia; Sciuridae
Gene: Spag1
Product: sperm associated antigen 1
Exons: 19
Coding region: 1738-4566 (942 amino acids)
Biological process (GO): axonemal dynein complex assembly
Cellular component (GO): cytosol
Molecular function (GO): protein binding
Source: RefSeq, a predicted model, not a curated record
ACGUAAGACUUAAAAAAUUAUGCAGACUUUUGUGUGAGAAUGGAUUAUAUAAGGACAGUUGAUAGUGGAGGAAAUACUGCAAGAUCAUCUAUAGUAGUUAAUGCCAGUGAAAAUGACUAGGCUGGGGUGGUAGCUGUAGGGAGUGAGAAGUAGCUGAUUAUGGGACAUGCUUUGAAGUUGAGAAAAUAGAACACAUUGAUGGAUUGGAUAGUGAAGACCUCAGUAUGGGAUUCUGUGUAAGACUUUGGGUCCAAAUACCCAUAUUGCCCUGUGUUAGCUGGCUAUAUGAACUUAUCAGGCAUAUCUGCCUCCUUGUUUCUUGGAUGUAAUUUAAUCUCUGAAGAUUGUAGUGGUAUUUUCGUUUUCUUAUGUAGUCUUUCCUUUUGCUUUUUAUUCUGCUUGUUUACUCUGCAUGCAUUUAUACUUAAUUAUAACCAGAAGAAAAAAAUUAGGCAUGUGAAUUAAAACCAUUCCCCAGAUACUUAAAGGAUUUUUUUUUUUUCCCUCUGCUGGAAAUACAAUGAUGUAAAGUUGCAGUGGGCUGAGUAUGACUUAGGGCAUAAUUUUUGGAAUUUUUUGGUAUCAGAGAUUGAACCCAGCUGUACUUAACCACUGAGCCACAUCCCUAGUUCUUUUUAUUUUGAGACAGGGUCUCUAUAAGUUGCUCUGGGAUUGCAAGUGUAUACCACCAUGCCAGUUUUAGGGCAUAAUUUUGGAAUGAGUUUGCUGACUGGUGUGAAAUGACUUCGCAGGAUCUGGAACGUGAUGCUGUUCCCCAUGACAAUAAGUCAACUUGUGAAUUAUUGUAAAGUUGGAGACUGCCUAUAAACAUGCAAGUUUAAUAUUCUUUGGCACUGGCAAUGGAAACAAUUAUAUAUAAUAUAAAAUCAAAGGUUUAGUAUUAGAAUUUUUACCACUAACCGUCCAUGUUAACAGACUGUAGUGUAGGUCUUUAAGUGCAAAAGGAAAGAGAAACAAUUUAUUGAAUUCCUCAUGAGCUACACCCUGUACUAGAUGCAUUGUUCAUUUUAACUAGUCUGAAAUUUAUUUUAACGUUUCUCCACAAAUGAUUUCUAUUGUUUUAUUAAUCUGAAUUGUAUUAUGUCUUAUUAACCUUUUUAUACCAGCACCCAUUAGGGUUCCUGACUCAGCCAGCACCCAGAAAAUGGAAUGCAUAAAAAAGGGAAUCUAGUCUGGUUUAUUCUUGUUUUAAGGGGUGGAUAUAAUAGGUUGCAAUGCAGACUCUGAAUUUUUAGUUAUGUUUUUAUAGUUAAGUAGUAGAAAAUAUCAAUUGAACUUAGAAGUGUAGCAGUCCAGUAUAACAGCAGUAACAGCGUUUUAACUCUUAAGAAACAGGAGAGGAUCCUAAAAAACUUCACACUUAACUCCUGCUCUAAAAGUCCUUUUCCGGGUGAGGGGGACGAAGCUUGGCGCUGUAAGGCCAAUCGGCCGGGUGGCAGGUGCAGGGCAGCCAAUCACACUGCACAGGACCUGAUCUCCGCCUCCCGGCGGUCCUUCCCUCGCCCUUGGGUCUCAGCGGCGGCGGCGACACGCCCCUCCUGUAGCGCUGGAUUGGCGCGGCGGCCCGGUACUCCGAAAAGUGCUGGGUCAGACCCUGGUGAAUGCUGGUGAGUACCUGCCGAUCAGGAAUAACGUACAUCUCAUCACAGCCCUUCGCCCGGGAGUGGGACAGACUGGCGGAGGCAGAGAACGAAAUCCCCUCUCACACUAUAGACCAUGACCUCCAAAGAUUAUCCAUCAUUGUGGGGUUUUGGAACAACAAAAACAUUUAAAAUUCCCAUUGAACAUUUGGAUUUCAAAUAUAUUGAAAAAUGUUCAGAUGUUAAACACCUGGAAAAAAUUCUUUGUGUGCUCAGGUCUGGUGAGGAAGGAUAUUAUCCUGAACUUACAGAAUUUUGUGAAAAGCGCCUUAAAAACUUGGCUCCUAAAAGCAGAGCUUUGAGGAAAGAUAAGCCUGCAGCAACAGCUUCCAGUUUUACAGAAGAAGAAUGGGAAAAAAUUGAUGGUGAUUUAAAGAGUUGGGUAUCAGAAAUUAAAAGAGAAGAAAAUAGAAUGCACUUUCAUGGAACUGAAACAUUUCCAGGAAUGAAAGAUCAUUUGCCUCCAGUUCGUGGUUCUAGCAGCUGUCUUCCUGUUGGCCAGGAAAAACAUUCUAAAAACAAACUAGCCAAAAAGAAAAUUCCAAGAGAUUAUGCAGAAUGGGAUAAAUUUGAUGUGGAAAAAGAAUGUUCAAAAAUUGAUGAAGAUUACAAAGAAAAGACUGUAAUUGACAACAAGUCACAUUUGUCUAAAAUUGAGAGACAAGUAGACACAGCAGGUUUAACUGAGAAGGACAGGGGUUUACUUGCUGUUCGUGAAAAAGAAAAAGGAAAUGAAGCUUUCAACUCAGGCGAUUAUGAGGAGGCUGUGAUGUAUUAUACUAGUUGUUUCUUUUAUAGGAGUAUCUCAGCAUUUCCCACUGUAGCUGCCUACAACAAUCGAGCUCAAGCGGAAAUCAAAUUGCAGAACUGGAAUAGUGCUUUUCAGGAUUGUGAAAAGGUCUUGCAGUUAGAACCUGGAAACAUAAAGGCUCUUCUCCGCCGUGCCACUACAUAUAAACAUCAAAACAAACUUCAGGAAGCUAUAGAAGAUUUGAGGAAAGUACUGGAUGUUGAGCCUGAUAAUGAUUUGGCUAAGAAAACCUUGUCAGAAGUUGAAAGAGAUGUGAAAAAUUCUGAACCUGGAUCAAGGACCCAGUCUAAAGGGAAAAGGAUGGUUAUUGAGGAAGUAGAAAACUCAGAAGAUGAAGAUGAAAAGGGAAGUGGAAGAAAACAUGAAGAUGGCAGUGGAGAUAAGAUGGCCGCCCAGCGGGCGCGAGCCCCGCGCGCCAUGGGCAACAUCCAGAAGAAGCUGACCGGCAAAAGUGAGGGCGGCAAGCGGCCGGCGAGGGGCGCGCCGCGGCGAGACCCGGCGCCCGGGCCCGGCGCGGAGAAGCGGGGCGGGCCGCUGGCCCCAGCGACGGCCAGCGACGGCGCCAACGGGCACUCCAGUGGCGGGCGGGGCGCCGGGGACCCCAACUCGACCGACGCUCCGGCUGCCCGACUCGACCCCGACGGCCUGAAGAGUCAGGGCAAUGAGCUGUUCAAAAGCGGACAGUUUGCCGAGGCGGCCCGCCGGUACUCGGCGGCGAUAACCCAGCUGGAGCCUGCAGGAAGUGAAAAUGCAGAUGAUCUAAGUAUCUUAUAUUCAAAUAGAGCAGCAUGUUACCUAAAAGAAGGAAACUGCAGUGGCUGCAUUCAAGAUUGUAACAGGGCCCUGGAACUUCAUCCAUUCUCAAUGAAACCUCUUUUGCGAAGAGCAAUGGCCUAUGAAACUUUAGAACAGUAUGGGAAAGCUUAUGUGGAUUAUAAAACAGUGUUGCAAAUAGACUGUGGAAUCCAGCUAGCAAAUGACAGUAUUAACAGAAUUACAAGAAUUUUAAUGGAACUCGAUGGACCAAAUUGGCGGGAAAAGCUGUCACCCAUUCCUGCUGUGCCCACUUCUGAGCCCCUGCGAGCUUGGCAUCCUGCCACACAGAUGACCCCAGACCAAGGGGGAGAUCCCAGGAGCCAUCACUCACUGAGCAUCACAGAAGCCAUAGAAGAAAAAAUGUUUAAAGCUCUUAAGGAAGAAGGAAAUGAAUAUGUAAAGGACAAAAACUAUAAAGAUGCUAUUAGUAAAUACAGUGAAUGCUUGAAGAUUAAUGACAAGGAGUGUACCAUAUAUACAAACAGAGCUCUGUGUUACCUGAAGUUAUGCCAGUUUGAAGAGGCAAAGCAGGACUGUGAUCAGGCGCUUCAGAUAGACGGUGACAAUGUGAAGGCGUAUUAUAGACGGGCGCUGGCUCAUAAAGGACUCAAGGAUUAUCAGAAAAGCUUAUCUGAUCUCAAUAAAGUUGUCCUGUUAGACCCAAAUAUUGUAGAAGCAAAGAUGGAAUUGGAAGAGGUAACCAGACUCCUUAAUAUUAAGGAUAACCCGGCAUCAUUCAACAAAGGAAAAGAGAGAAGGAAAAUUGAAAUUCAAGAGGUGAAUGAAGGCAAUGAGGAGCCUGAAAGAACCUCAGGGGACAUCUCAGCUGACUGCCUGGCUUCUGAGAAAGGAGGUGGAAGAAGUGGGCCCCUAGAACACUCCCAGAGACUUGAGAUUUCCAAGCCUACCAAUGCUUAUGAAUUUGGCCAGGUUAUAAAUGCUGUCAACAUGAGGAAAGAUGAAGAAGCCUGCGCACAUCUUUUAGCCAUCACUGCACCAAAAGAUUUGCCAGUGUUGUUGAGUAACAAACUUGAAGGGGAUAUAUUCCUUCUCCUAGUUCAGUCUCUGAAAAAUCAUAUUGUUGCUAAGGAUCCCUCCUUGGUGUAUCAGCAUCUUCUGUAUCUGAGUAAAGCAGAAAGGUUUAAGAUGAUGUUGACACUAAUUAGCAAAGGCCAAAAGGAGCAAAUUAAACAGCUGUUUGAUGAUCUUUCAGACACACCAAAUCAUCAUUUUACUUUAGAAGAUGUACAAGCCUUAAAAAGUCAGUAUGAGCUUUAACUCAGGUUAUGGUAAGAUUUCUUCCAUGCAUGUUGCUCCAGUAACGCUGAUCGAAUGGUAUUGUAAUAGAGUUGCAUGGAUAAAACCUGGCUUAGAAAAGAUCCCUUGGUCUGGACUGUAAAACAUUUUACUUAUUUUUAUACACAGAACACGUAUAUUCUACAAUCUGCUUUUUUUAAGUUGUAAAUAUUUUCUUAUGUACCAGAACCAACAUCUUUAUAUUUAAAAAGUAUGUUUGGAACAUGUUAAAGAUACAUUUUAAUUUAUAGUAUGCCUUUUUCUUUCAGUAACUCACCUGUUAAAAAGUUGAGUUAAACUGCAUUUCUUUGUGCUAUGAAGGAGUUCUCUUAAGUUUGAUAGAAAUGAAUUCUUUAAAAUUCUUUUUUUAAAAGUGAAAGUUAUUAACAAUGAUUAUUCACUUUAUAUCAUAAGAUAUAUAUAAAUCCCAUUUUAUACUAGAGAAUUACCAGUUAAAAUGAGCUGCAACACUGAACUCUAUGGUGAGGUGAUUUAUUAAAUAAAUUGUGUUUAUCAAUCAGAGCCAUAAGAGGAACUUAUAUUUUCUAAUAAGGAAGGAUUGCCUAAUGAUUAAGAACAAAAAUUGCCAAAAGUUUCUACCACUUUUUACUAGAUUUAAAAGUGACUUAUUCUUAUAUAUAUUGCUUAUGUAAGCAAAACAACCAUUAUAUAAAAGCAAAUUAAGCCUGAAUUUAUAUUUGAAUUCAUCUUCAUAUUUUUCUCAAACAUUUACAUGUUUCCUUCCCCUUUUUUGUUUUCUGUUUUUGUGACUAUAUUUAUCCCUCUAUUGUAAAAGAAAAGUGAAGAACUCAUCAUAUUGAAAGCUCUUGUGUUAACUGGGCCAAAAUAAAGGUAUUUCUUAACAAUAAAACAUUCAGGUCUCAA